Messenger RNA from Phycomyces blakesleeanus NRRL 1555(-), 462 nucleotides. RefSeq lists its product as hypothetical. NCBI's taxonomy places the organism in Eukaryota, Fungi, Mucoromycota, Mucoromycetes, Mucorales, Phycomycetaceae. The record is from RefSeq and is a predicted model, not a curated record. The coding region runs from base 1 to 462 and encodes 153 amino acids. The transcript has 3 exons.
AUGAACAAACCGAAAGAACUCUGCAUUGGAACCUGGCCCUGGAUUGAAGAAAAGCUGCGAACUGGAACAAGACUCUGGAUCAGGACAAGUACACUUGAGAGUUGUCUUAUUAUACUUGUGUUCCUUGAGAAACAUUUUAAAAAUGAAAGUCUCGUCGUCAACCCAGGAAACCACCAUGAUUGCCGAAUAAAGAGAACUACUUGCUUGAUUAAAGAAAAAUCAACUAGAGGGUCAAACAAGCCCUAUGAACUCUGUACCUUGGAUCUGAGCUUAUACCAGAAACAGUCAUACCUACUGAUAUUAGAUAGCUUGUUAAUAGAGUCGAACUUCUUCCUGCCAAAAUUAGCAGUCGUUUAUUUUCGCCGCCGGAAUUAUUUCAUCGACUUAGGACUAGGCUAUGAUUGUGGCAAUUAUUUGUCCACUUUUUUCAUAAAUUAUUUGGAUAUUAUUAGAAAUUUAUAG